AUGGCCAAGUCAAGGUUUGAAUAUGUUAAACAGUUCGAAAGAGAGAACUUUCUAUUACCAGAUACUUAUUUAAUAGUGAGGGUUGAUGGUAAAGGGUUUCACAAAUUUAGUGAAGAAUAUGAGUUUUCUAAGCCCAAUGAUAUCAGAGCCUUGAAGGUGAUGAAUAACGCAGCUAAGAACUUAAUGGCUCAAUUCCCAGAUAUAAUGAUGGCAUACGGGGAUUCAGAUGAGUAUUCGUUUCUUCUACGCAGAAAAUGUAGCUUAUUUGAAAGGAGGGAAAUGAAAUUGGUAUCAACAUUUGCAUCAUUCAUUUCGGUGAAUUACUUAUAUGAAUGGAAUCUUGAGUUUCCAGAGAAACAAAUAAGGUUGGAGCGAUUACCCACUUUCGAUGCCAGAAUUGUAGUAUAUCCUACCAUUAAACAUAUACGGGACUAUUUUAGUUGGAGACAAGUGGAUUGUCAUAUAAAUAAUCUAUAUAAUACCACAUUUUGGACAUUGGUGAUUAAAGGUGGAAUGACAGGGAGGGAGGCGGAAAAUAAGUUAUUGGGGACGGUUUCAAGUGAUAAGAAUGAAAUGCUAUUCAAGGAAUUUGGCAUUAAUUACAAUAAUGAAUCUGAAAUUUUCAAGAAGGGAACAAUACUUGUUCGAGAAUACGACUAUACAAGAGAAGGAGAUGAUUUGAGUAAGCGUCAACAGCAGAGAGUUGAAAAGCAACGUAAGAAAGCCCUGAUAGAAGAAUAUCACCUUGAUAUAAUUGGUGAUACCUUCUGGAACGAAAGGCCAUGGUUAUUGGAAUGA
This is a messenger RNA of Debaryomyces hansenii CBS767, 798 nucleotides long. RefSeq names its product tRNA guanylyltransferase (gene THG1). The record is from RefSeq and is a predicted model, not a curated record. NCBI's taxonomy places the organism in Eukaryota, Fungi, Ascomycota, Pichiomycetes, Serinales, Debaryomycetaceae. Gene Ontology annotation, molecular function: tRNA guanylyltransferase activity; magnesium ion binding. Bases 1 to 798 code for a protein of 265 amino acids. Gene Ontology annotation, biological process: tRNA modification. The transcript has a single exon.